AUGAAAGCCCCCGUCGACCAAUUUAUAUCGUUACCAGUUGACCUCACCUUCUUCCUUAUAUAUUUUUCCAUUCGCAAUCAACAACAUUGUCAUCUUCUCAGAUUGCAGACAGUCUAUUCUGUUGGUUCUUCCGUUGUAUACCGAUAUACCAUCAGAGUCGGAGAUCGGACAGACACUAUGCCAAAGCGAAAGGCAGUACAAGAAAGCGGUCCGGCCAAGCGCACCCGUCGCAGCAAAGGCAAGUUUAUUCUUCAUGUUCUGUUCUUCGCGUAUCUUGUACUUGUACCAGAUGCACAUCCGGAGAAUGAAAUCACAACUCCGGUUUCCCAACUGAUUAUCGAAGACAGCCCAGUGAGAGGCAAACCACCCGUGUGGGCAGAUAAUCGGUCUACUCUGUGUGACACUUUGAGCUGGUUCCGAUCUACCCAAGGAGGUUGCUAUCAGUCAAACAAGGUGUGCCUUGGGGUUCUCCUGGAUAAGGACAGUGGCUCACGGGCACACAUUGACGAUGAGAUUAUCAUCACAAGAGUGGGUGGCGGUCAAUCGAUGGAUGCAAAGGGCAACUUCUCCCAAGCGAAGGACCUAGACGAAUCAACGAGGUCGAUUGAUGCGCUCUUGGCAAGCAUGAGAAUCGGAAUUGCAGUCGGCUUGAUAAUCGGAAACAAGAAUACGGUUAUUAGGAGACAACUGCCUUACCGAUACAACGUCCUUGCAUUCUUUCGCGUUGUCGAUAUUUGGUUCGAGCAGGUUAACGGCAAGGUCGGUGCACAGGUCCGGUUCCAGAAACUCAACCUGGAGGAACCCAGUUGGUGGGCUAUCGAAGGAUCUAGUAAUCCUCCACCUGUAAGUGAGAGGGAGUUUACUCGUCCGCAGAGUAAGGAAUGCAACAAAUGUUCUACUGUUAGCAAUCGAGUUUACGAGGAGGGCUGGAUGUGUCUGGAUCGCAAAUGCUCUGCUUUCUGGCGUUUGGAAACUGGCGAGCCUCCUGAGGAACUCCACUAUCAUGCAGACUUUCUCAGUUCUCGCGAACCGGUCGACGACCAGAUUCAGCCUGAAUUUAACCUAGUCCCCGAGUUACUGGAGAGUUUAUUGGAAUGCCCAGAUACCUCAACACAGAGGAUCGCCUGGAGGGGGAUUGUAUGUCCAGACUGCCAAAAAUGCGUUUCCCGGCGAUACUGGAGUGGAUGGGUUUGCUCCGACCCAUCGGAUGUCAAGAACAGACGAUCGACGAAGCGAGCUAUUCGGAUAGAUGAAGGCCAACUUGUACGGCCGCAAGUCACGUUCACACGUGAAUAUCAGAAAUUCAUAUAUGAGAUAGAUGGGGUUGGCACUGUUGUCCAUUAUAGUGCUAAUCGACCAGUACUGGGUCAACCUAACGGACCAAACGACCUUUUUCAAGGUCUACAGAGUGCUAACCUGGGUCUUCGUCGGUUUCCCCUACAGCAGUCCGUGGUUGAGGGAACAUUAACCGCGCAUUUCGCUGUCAAUUUCGGAAUGCCGUACAAGUUUGUUGUGUCAGUUGAUUCGAAAGGUUUCAGCGAAGCGCCACGCGAAAUAAAGUAUGCUCUUGGCCGUCUUACUUGGGCAACUCAACAGGUUGUUGGAUCGAAAGCACAAGCACCCAACGAAUUGCUGACGCUUGGGUAUUUUGAGAAAAUGGCCAUAGGGUAUCAUGACGACGGAGAAUCGUCUCUUGGACCGACCAUUGCGACUCUAUCUCUGGGCGCAAAGUCGACAAUGAAAAUCCGUCUAAAGGAUGAAUACUUUCGUGGGUGUCGCACGCGUGGCAAAGUGCCCAUCUCAGACGAUGCGGUUCUGCCGGGCUGUUAUAAAUUCGAAGAACGCAAGGCAUUACGAGAGCAGCACCAACGGGACGAGCUCACGGAUGAAGAGUACAACGAAGGCCGCAUGACACUGGCCAAAGAGGUCACACAGCGCGAAAGCAACGUUCUCAUAAACAUGGACCUACACCAUGGCGAUUUGGUAGUCAUGCAUGGAACGCGGCUACAAAAAUAUUAUGAGCACACCGUUAUUUCCGAGGACAAGCUUCGGUUUGCUCUGACAGCUCGUUAUAUCAAGCCAGACCAGGUGCCCGAAGAAGAACACCACAAGGGAGACUUUGAGCUAGAACCGGACCAAGUGUACGACGGCCGGUGA
Talaromyces rugulosus is the source of this 2157-nucleotide messenger RNA. RefSeq lists its product as uncharacterized. Lineage: Eukaryota; Fungi; Ascomycota; Eurotiomycetes; Eurotiales; Trichocomaceae. Gene Ontology annotation, biological process: DNA repair. Bases 1 to 2157 code for a protein of 718 amino acids. The transcript is spliced from 9 exons. The record is from RefSeq and is a predicted model, not a curated record.